AUGUCCAAGGUGCUCCCCAUCCUCGGACUCCCCGUCCUCCUCGCCGCCGUCGGCUACCAGUUCCUCACGGGCCCCGGCCACUUCGUCCACGACACGCUCGGCGUCGGCCGCGUCGUCGAGUCGGUCAACAACCAGCGAUGCCACCAGAUCCCGGAGCUCCAGGCGUGCGAAGACAUGUGGCUCCACCAGGAGACCGGCCUUCUUUACAUGACCUGCGGCGAGCCCCUCAAGCGCCAAAAGUGGCUUCCCGCCGUCGGUCACCUCGACCACCUCAACAAACCCGACGACGAGUACCUCGCCAUCCUCGACACCCGCGCCUCCGGACCCGUCGCCUCGCGCAUCACCAGGGUCAAGCCCCGCGGCUUCAAGGGCACCUUUAACCUCCACGGAUUCGACAUCUGGGAGACGCCCUCGGCCUCGUCCGAGGUCAAGAGCACCUUCAACAUCUUCCUCGUCAACCACCGCGCCCCCUUCGACCCCGACACGGGAGAGCCCCAGCAGGCCGACUUUGUCGGCGCAAACUCGACCGUCGAGCUCUUUGAGUCGGCCGCCGGCGAGGGCUCCAUGCGCCACGUGCGCACCUACGCCCACAAGCAGAUCCGCACGCCCAACCGCCCCGCCGCCGCCGGUCCUGACUCGUUCGUCUACAGCAACGAUCACACCCGCAAGACGGGCCUUUCGCGCGAGUUUGACCUCCUCAUCCCGAGCGACAUCUCCUACUGCGACCCAACCGAGUGCCACAAGCUCGAGCGCAUCGCCAUGCCCAACGGAGUCGUGCGCAGCCGCACCAAGCCCAACCAGUUCUUUGUCGCCUCGUCGUCCGACCCCUACGUCCGCCUGUACGAGCUGCAGGCCGACAAGACGACGGUGCUCCUCGACAAGAUCUACACCGGCUACCCCGCCGACAACCUCUCGACCGACGCAGAGGGCAACGUCUACGUCGCCGUCUUCCCAAAGGCGCUCCCCAUCCUCGGCAAGUACUUCAAGGACCCGCUCAACUCGGUCAUCCCCUCGGCCAUCCUCAAGAUCAGCCCCAACACCGACCAGGACCGCUUCUACGGCAAAAAGUUCAAGGUCACCAAGCUGUUCGAGGACUCGGGCGAGAUCUUCACCGGCGCCACCGUCGGCGUCGUCGACAGCCAGAACAAGAAGCUCUUCAUUGGAGGUGUCCUGUCGCCCUACAUUGUCGAGUGCCAGCUGUGA
Messenger RNA from Pseudozyma flocculosa PF-1, 1203 nucleotides. RefSeq lists its product as uncharacterized. NCBI's taxonomy places the organism in Eukaryota, Fungi, Basidiomycota, Ustilaginomycetes, Ustilaginales, Ustilaginaceae. The record is from RefSeq and is a predicted model, not a curated record. Bases 1 to 1203 code for a protein of 400 amino acids. The transcript has 3 exons.